This is a messenger RNA of Spodoptera litura, 1274 nucleotides long. RefSeq names its product inactive pancreatic lipase-related protein 1-like. Lineage: Eukaryota; Metazoa; Arthropoda; Insecta; Lepidoptera; Noctuidae. Gene Ontology annotation, biological process: lipid catabolic process. The record is from RefSeq and is a predicted model, not a curated record. Gene Ontology annotation, molecular function: serine hydrolase activity; lipase activity.
UUUGUCCUAAACCAGUCCGAAAAUUACUUUUAGAAUUAUAUUUAUUUUAUACAAGUUUGCUAUUUAAAAUAGAGUCUAAGUACAAGUGACGAUGUUUCCCAGGGAAAUAGUUUAUUUAUUUUUAAUUUCGUGCUGUGUAUCGGAAAUAGUUGCUGUAUUUGGUGGAUCUGUCGUACUAGGAAAAAUCGGAACAAAUCGAAUAGAAGAUGUUAAACUAAGAUUUUAUAAUGGAAAAACAGCAGAACAGCAUGUUGACAUUCCUCUCAGUCAGUCGCAGCAGUUACUCCAAGUCCAGGGUUUUAACCAGAACAACCCCACCGUUUUCUACAUUCAUGGAUAUGUUGAACUUCCUGAACAGGAAAGUAUAAAGGUUAUCGUAAACGCCUACUUGCAAGCAAGGCCGGGUACGAACGUCAUAUUACUAGACUGGUCGGAAAUGGCACAAGGGUCUUAUGCCCUCAAUGCUGUAUGGAACGCCAAAAGGGUUGGACCUGCUGCAGCAGAACAGUUGAAUAAACUGAUAGACUUAGGACUUCCUUUAGAAAAGUUACACAUCAUUGGCUUUUCAUUAGGCUCCCAAGUGGCAGGGUACACUGCAAGGGAACUCAAGACUAGAUUCAACAAAUAUGUCAAAAGAGUAACUGUCCUUGAUCCCGCUUACCCGUCAUUCUAUCCAAGUACCUAUUUAUUACAACACGUGAACGCGGGAGAUGCAGAGUUUGUGGAUGUUAUACACACUGACGCCGGUGGUUAUGGUGCACCGGUACCAACUGGAACGGCUGACUUCUGGCCAAACGGUGGACAUCGCGUACAACCUGGAUGUCCUAUAUUUGCUCUAAUACCACUCUCCGAUGCAAAUCUAUGUAGUCAUUGGAGAUCAUGGCAGUAUUACGCAGAAUCAGUGAGAAAUCCUGAAGCUUUUCCUGCUUCUCCUGCUUCGUCUUAUGUUAACUAUCAAUUCAAUCAAAACCGUGCUCUGGGAAUGAUGUAUAUGGGAUAUGGCUGUGAUAAAAAUGCCCGAGGAAAUUAUUACUUAACAACGAAUGCUCAAGCACCAUUUGGAAGAGGACUGAACGACAUAUAUUAGAUUAGAAGCUCAAGGCUUCAACUUCUAAUUUUUAUAUUUUUAUUCUUAUAAUCAAUGAUAUUUUUACUAUUUUAAAUUAGGGCAUUACAUAUUAUUUUAUAAUACUGCUUUUAUUUUCAGUAAUUUUAAAGAGAAUGCCACUAAGCAUUGAGUCCACCAUUGUAUACUCAUUGUCCAAAAAGUGUAA